UCAUUUUUUCCGAUUCUUAAAUUGUGGGGUCACUGUAGAAUCAAUGAAUGGUUCUUGAUAAAGCUUGUGAAGCUUCAAAAACACCAAAAUGUCUUGAUAUUUUGACCCCGGGAUGUCCCAAACAAUAUUCGACACUGAGCCUAAUCCUACCUCUUGUAAAUUGAUUUCUUGUAUGCGUUUCGUCUAUAGCUGCUGUUUAUCAACAACUGCAAGUAGAUAAUAAGACACUCAAGCAGUUUAUGUACUCAGACUUUAAAUCCUAAAGUUCGUUGGCAAUCCCCAGCACUUCAAAUUCUCACCUAUAAAAGCUGAAGCAACCAUUAGACUCCUCACAGUUUCAACCUACAAUCAUGGCCCGUAUCGUCCUGCUGUUAGCCGCAACGUUAUUCUCCGCGGUGUUCGCUCAAUCGACCGGAUUCCAUCCACUGCGUCCCUGGUGGAACUUCCGCGCCGGGGUUGGUCGAGUUGUCGGUGGUUACGAAGUCAACGUCACCGACGUACCAUUCCAGGUGUCUUUGCAGAGCAGUUACGGUCACUUCUGCGGUGGAUCGCUAGUAUCGGAACGCUGGGUGCUAACAGCCGGUCACUGUGCCAGCUCUCGCGAUCGUGGUCUUCAAGUGCGCACCGGUUCCAACUUUCAUGCAUCCGGUGGAAAGGUGUACAAAGUGAAAACGGUUCACCAACAUCCACAGUACAAUCCGGUCACCGUUGACUACGAUUUCAGUCUUCUGGAGUUGGAAAAAGCAGUCACUUUCACUGAAGCCUCGCAACCCGUUGAGCUACCGAAAAAGGACGAGCCAGUUCAGGACGGCGCUUGUCUGCAGGUUUCGGGUUGGGGUAACACUCAGAACCCAUCGGAAUCAAGUAACGUGCUCCGAGCUACCAACGUUCCGGCGGUAUCGCAGAAGGAAUGCAAUCGUGCCUACAAAGAGUUCAACUUUGUAACCGAUCGGAUGGUUUGUGCUGGUUACAAAGAAGGCGGUAAGGACGCUUGCCAGGGCGAUUCCGGUGGCCCGUUGGUCCAGGGCAACACAUUGGUCGGUGUUGUUUCUUGGGGAGUUGGCUGUGCUGAACCCGGAUACCCUGGCGUUUAUUCCCGUGUGGCUGCCGUUCGGGACUGGGUUAAGCAAGUCAGCGGAGUAUAAGGGAUAAUGGGACUGCGAUAAUGAUUUAUGGAAAAAAUAGUAUAUCAAAAUAAAAUUUUAUUGAGUGCAUAAAAAUGUUAGCUGUUCAUUA
Aedes albopictus (Asian tiger mosquito) is the source of this 1236-nucleotide messenger RNA. Its product is annotated as trypsin 5G1-like. Bases 351 to 1145 code for a protein of 264 amino acids. Gene Ontology annotation, molecular function: serine-type endopeptidase activity. The transcript has a single exon. Lineage: Eukaryota; Metazoa; Arthropoda; Insecta; Diptera; Culicidae. The record is from RefSeq and is a predicted model, not a curated record. Gene Ontology annotation, biological process: proteolysis.